Fusarium proliferatum ET1 is the source of this 1209-nucleotide messenger RNA. RefSeq lists its product as uncharacterized. Gene Ontology annotation, biological process: carbohydrate metabolic process. Bases 1 to 1209 code for a protein of 402 amino acids. NCBI's taxonomy places the organism in Eukaryota, Fungi, Ascomycota, Sordariomycetes, Hypocreales, Nectriaceae. The transcript has 2 exons. The record is from RefSeq and is a predicted model, not a curated record.
AUGCACGACUGCUACGAGGACUGUCCGUUUUACGAGCAACUACAGUACGCCAUGGAUACAAGAAGCUCAGCACUCUUUACCUACGCCAUCUCCCGGGAUGAUCGACUUGCACGCCAAGCAAUUUUACAAUUUUAUAACUCUUUUCAGCCAAAGAUUGGGUUGACAGCAAGCCGUGCUCCCUGCCACUAUCUGCAGACCAUUUCCCAUUUCUCUCUUUUCUGGGUAUGCAUGCUAACAGACCAUUACGAGCAGUUUGGAGAUAAAGAAUUUGUCUCUGACUUCCUACCCAUCGUUGAUGCCAUUCUAUACACCUUUGGUAGUCGUCUCGACGAAAUAACUGGCCUGCAGCGCAUUUCUCAAUUAGCUGGCGACUGGGAAUUUGUUGACUGGAGUAGUUCAUAUAAGCCAUUCGUAGUUCCGCCCGCUGCAAAGGAUACUGGUUACCUGACUCAUACAAAUCAGUUGUUCGCAUACACUCUACAGAGGCUCAGUUCGCUCGAAUUGUGCCUGGGCAAGCCGUCACGCACAGAUGAACAUAAACAUCAAGCCGAGCUGAUCGUGCAAGCUGUUAGAAGCCACUGCUUCGACGGUACCUGUUUCACGAAUAGACUCACUACGUUUGCAAACCAUACCCACUAUAGUGAACAUUGUCAAAUUUGGGCAGUCCUCUGUGGCGCGGUAACUGGCAAAGACGCCUCUGACCUCUUAAAUCGCUCUCUGGGAUUGCAAACCAAAGUGGAAGAUGAGCGUGCGCACAAGUUCACACAGGUAUCUAUAGCAAUGGCGUUCUAUAGCUUGAGGGCUUUAUCCAUCGUCGGCGAUAGGGCAUACGAAGCCCAAUUCCUCAGUUUCUGGGCACCCUGGCGAAAGCAACUUGGACUCCACUUGACAAUUUGGGUGGAAGACCAUAUCACGCAAAGAUCGGAUUGUCACGCAUGGGGCAGCCUUCUUCUAUAUGAGUAUACCGUCGAGGUUGCGGGGUUCAAACUCGCCAUGAUCAACGGCGAGAGGGUGCUCGUCUUUAAGCCGCGGGUAGGCCUCUUCAAGGCUUUCGAGGCCAGAGUUCCAGUCAGUGGUACUUGGCAACAGCCGAUACUGGCUCGGGUCUCGUGGCAGAAGGACCAGAAUAAUGAAGUGGUCCUGAAUUUGUCAUGGGAGAAUGAGGGCAGAGAGAUGGAGGAGGGCAGGAAGAAGUUUUGGGAGCAUUGA